UUCGACGAGAAUGUCACCCCGCUCAGAUGCCUAUUGCGAUGGUAGAAAUAAUAUCUGCUUGGUCUCGGUAUUCUCGGACAGUGUUGCGAGUCUCGAUGCGGUGUGGAUUCGGCUCGCACAACUCUUGGAUUCACAGUGCAUGCAUACGGGAUCUCGCGAUGCGAUGUGUGCAAUGCAGCAAUCCUGCAGAGGCGCACUCGCACGGCAGAUGUGAAGUUUGACGAGGAUUGUUCCUGAUCCGGGC
Molecule: messenger RNA, 244 nt
Organism: Dissoconium aciculare CBS 342.82
Lineage: Eukaryota; Fungi; Ascomycota; Dothideomycetes; Mycosphaerellales; Dissoconiaceae
Exons: 1
Coding region: 11-214 (67 amino acids)
Molecular function (GO): protein binding
Source: RefSeq, a predicted model, not a curated record